AUGGUGGUCCCCAGACCCCUGGCCAUGUCGCUGUUGCUGCCCAGCCUCACCCUGCUGGUGACUCAUCCCUCCCGCUCCCAGGACGUCUCCGUUGAGCCCAGCAGUGAGCAGCAGCUGUGCGCCCUGAGGGAGCACCCCACCGUGGCCUUUGAAGAUCUGAAGCCGUGGGUCUCUAACUUCACCUACCCCGGUGCCCGAGAUUUCUCCCAGCUCGCUCUGGACCCCUCCAGGAACCAGCUCAUCGUGGGAGCCAGGAACUACCUCUUCAGACUCAGCCUUGCCAAUGUCUCCCUCCUUCAGGCCACGGAGUGGGCCUCCAACGAGGACACGCGCCGCUCCUGCCAAAGCAAAGGCAAGACCGAGGUACGUGGCUUGGAGCUGGCGAGGCCUGUGCCGCGCCCUCGGUCACCUGGCUUCGCCCCUCAGGAGGAGUGUCAGAACUACGUGCGAGUCCUGCUCGUCACCGGCCGGAAGGUGUUCCUGUGCGGGACCAAUGCCUUCUCCCCGCUCUGCACCAGCAGACAGGUGGGGAACCUCAGCCGGACCCUGGAGAAGAUCAACGGGGUGGCCCGCUGCCCCUACGACCCGCGGCACAACUCCACAGCCGUCAUCUCCUCCCAGGGCGAGCUCUACGCCGCCACGGUCAUUGACUUCUCGGGUCGGGACCCUGCCAUCUACCGCAGCCUGGGCAGCGGGCCGCCGCUCCGCACUGCCCAGUACAACUCCAAGUGGCUCAAUGAGCCAAACUUCGUGGCAGCUUAUGACAUCGGGCUGUUUGCCUACUUCUUCCUGCGGGAGAACGCGGUGGAGCACGACUGCGGGCGCACGGUGUACUCGCGCGUGGCGCGCGUGUGCAAGAACGACGUGGGCGGCCGCUUCCUGCUGGAGGACACGUGGACCACUUUCAUGAAGGCGCGGCUCAACUGCUCCCGCCCGGGCGAGGUGCCCUUCUACUACAACGAGCUGCAGAGUGCCUUCCACCUGCCCGAGCAGGACCUCAUCUACGGCGUCUUCACCACCAACGUAAACAGCAUUGCCGCUUCUGCCGUCUGCGCCUUCAACCUCAGUGCCAUCUCUCAGGCGUUCAAUGGCCCAUUUCGCUACCAGGAGAACCCCCGGGCUGCCUGGCUCCCCAUCGCCAACCCCCUCCCCAACUUCCAGUGUGGCACCCUGCCCGAGACCGGCCCCAACGAGAACCUGACCGAGCGCAGCCUGCAGGACGCACAGCGCCUGUUUCUGAUGAGCGAGGCCGUGCAGCCGGUGACGCCCGAGCCCUGCGUUACCCAGGACAGCGUGCGUUUCUCCCACCUCGUGGUGGACCUCGUGCAGGCCAAGGACACGCUCUACCACGUACUCUACAUCGGCACCGAGUCCGGCACCAUCCUGAAGGCGCUGUCCACGGCGAGCCGCAGCCUGCGCGGCUGCUACCUGGAAGAACUGCACGUGCUGCCGCCUGGACGCCGCGAGCCGCUGCGCAGCCUGCGCAUCCUGCACAGCGCACGCGCGCUCUUCGUGGGGCUGAGCGAAGGCGUGCUACGCGUGCCGCUUGAGAGGUGUGCCGCCUACCGCAGCCAGGGGGCAUGUCUGGGGGCGCGAGACCCAUACUGUGGCUGGGAUGGGAAGCAGCAACGUUGCAGCACACUCGAAGACAGUUCCAACAUGAGCCUCUGGACCCAGAACAUCACGGCGUGUCCUGUGCGGAAUGUGACCCGGGAUGGAGGCUUUGGCCCAUGGUCACCAUGGCAACCAUGUGAGCACUUAGAUGGGGACAACUCCGGCUCUUGCCUGUGUCGGGCACGAUCCUGUGACUCCCCACAACCUCGCUGUGGGGGCCUCGGCUGCCUGGGGCCGGCCAUCCACAUCGCCAACUGCUCCAGGAAUGGGGCGUGGACGCCGUGGUCAUCGUGGGCGCAGUGCAGCACGUCCUGUGGCAUCGGCUUCCAGGUCCGCCAGCGGAGUUGCAGCAACCCUGCCCCCCGCCACGGGGGCCGCAUCUGCGUGGGCAAGAGCCGUGAGGAGCGGUUCUGUAAUGAACACACGCCCUGCCCGGUGCCCAUCUUCUGGGCCUCGUGGGGCUCGUGGAGCAAGUGCAGCAGCGACUGCGGGGGCGGCGUGCAGUCCCGGCGGCGGGCCUGCGAGAACGGCGAGUCCUGCCCGGGCUGCGGCGUGGAGUUCAAGACGUGCAACCCCGACGGCUGCCCCGAGGUGCGGCGCAACACGCCCUGGACGCCGUGGCUGCCCGUGAACGUGACACCGGGCGGGGCGCGGCAGGAGCAGCGCUUCCGCUUCACCUGCCGCGCGCCCCUGCCGGACCCGCACGGCCUGCAGCUGGGCAGGAGGAGGACGGAGACAAGAACGUGCCCCCCGGACGGCUCCGGAGCCUGCGACACGGACGCCCUGGUGGAGGACCUAUUGCGCAGCGGGAACGUUGGCCCGCACGCGCUGAGCGGGGGCUGGGCGCCCUGGGGCCCGUGGUCAUCCUGCUCCCGGGACUGCGAGCUGGGCUACCGCGUUCGCAAGAGGACCUGCACGAACCCCGAGCCGCGCGCUGGAGGUCUACCGUGCGUGGGCGACGCCGCCGAGUACCAGGACUGCAACCCCCAGGCGUGCCCAGUCCGGGGAGCCUGGUCCUGCUGGACCUCGUGGUCCCCCUGCUCAGCCUCCUGUGGUGGGGGCCACUACCAGCGCACUCGCUCCUGCACCAGCCCCGCGCCCUCUCCUGGCGAGGAUGUCUGUCUCGGGCUACACACGGAGGAGGCGCUGUGUGCCACGCAGGCCUGCCCAGAAGGCUGGUCACCGUGGUCCGAGUGGGGUGCGUGUGCUGAGGAUGGAGCCCAGAGCCGCAGCCGGCACUGUGAGGAGCUGGUGCCAGGGCCCGGUACCUGUGCUGGGAACAGCAGUCAGAGCCGCCCCUGCCCCUACGGCGAGAUUCCUGUGAUCCUGCCUGCCUCCAGCAUGGAGGAGGCCGCCAGCUGUGCAGGGUUCAGUCUCAUCGACCUGGUGGCCACUGGUGUCUCCUGCUUCCUGGGCUCCGGGCUCUUGACCUUGGCUGUGUACCUGUCCUGCCAGCACUGCCAGCGCCAGUCCCAGGAGUCCACACUUGUCCAUCCCGCCACCCCCAACCACCUGCACUACAAGGGUGGGGGCACCCCUAAGAACGAGAAGUACACACCCAUGGAGUUCAAGACUCUGAACAAGAAUAAUUUGAUCCCCGAUGACAGAGCCAACUUCUACCCAUUGCAACAGACCAAUGUGUACACAACCACCUACUACCCAAGCCCGCUGAACAAACACAGCUUCCGGCCCGAGGCCUCACCUGGACAACGGUGCUUUCCCAACAGCUGA
Messenger RNA from Lepus europaeus (European hare), 3345 nucleotides. RefSeq names its product semaphorin 5B (gene SEMA5B). The record is from RefSeq and is a predicted model, not a curated record. The transcript has 21 exons. Gene Ontology annotation, molecular function: semaphorin receptor binding; chemorepellent activity. Lineage: Eukaryota; Metazoa; Chordata; Mammalia; Lagomorpha; Leporidae. Gene Ontology annotation, biological process: positive regulation of cell migration; axon guidance; negative regulation of axon extension involved in axon guidance. The coding region runs from base 1 to 3345 and encodes 1114 amino acids.